Penicillium arizonense is the source of this 1866-nucleotide messenger RNA. RefSeq lists its product as uncharacterized. The transcript is spliced from 4 exons. Lineage: Eukaryota; Fungi; Ascomycota; Eurotiomycetes; Eurotiales; Aspergillaceae. Bases 1 to 1866 code for a protein of 621 amino acids. The record is from RefSeq and is a predicted model, not a curated record.
AUGACGUCCCGCGAAGAAGCCGUCCUCCUUCCCAUCGAUCCCUCCAUCACCGAUGAGAAUGAUUGGUGGGAAUUCAGCCUGACCGAUGUGAAGGUCAUGAAACCGGGGAAGAUGCUCUAUGCGAACCUUCUGGAUGCUAGCGAGCAGAAUCCAGUGCAAGUGAUCGGUGUGCUGGAGCAAGUUCCCAAGUCCCAGACACAUCUGGUGCGCGAGGACAACGAGCUUCCGAAACGCAUGAUUAUCGACGACGUUACACACUAUGCCUACGGUCAAACCGAAGAUAAAAGCAUCGAGCUUUGGGUUGCCGGUAAGGCGGGAUGGUACGACAUCAGUCUGCCCGCCAGAGGCUUCGUGCCUACAUACAACCGCAUGGUCCAGGCCAUUGACAUGCUUUACUUCCUGAUUGAUAGACAUCAGCAAGGGAAGAAACAAAUCAACCCUUCCUUUCGGAGUCUUUGUGAACAGUAUGUCUACCAUUCGUAUGGCGGAUGUGAAGAUCGUCAGCAAUCAGCCGAGGUUUUCGGAACACAUGCUUCCUUCUUGUUGCGCUGUAUGAUCCAAGGCGACGGAGACGUGGACUGGAAGUCUACGAAUGUCUUUGUUCAUUUACGGCGCCAAUUCAAUGAUGAAUAUAAACAGCUCAUGGAGGAGCUCUUUCCCUCAUCCGAUGACGAAGAGGAUGCAUCCAAGGAUGAACCUGAAGUGUCAACCCCACGACACGACCCCGCUGCAAUCUCAAAGUCACAAGCCGAUGCCGUUUACCAAUUACUUAAGGACCUCAGACAAGAAGGUCACUUGGCAAAGCGUCGGCUGCAUCUCGACCUUCUGACAGAACGCUUGGCUUCCCGAUUUUCUUUCAGCAACGAUGACGCCGAAAAGAUCAUUGCAAUCAGAGCAUCUGCUGUCCUCGAAAUGAUGGAAGAAGAAGACACACCCGGCUUCAGAUGGUCUCGCUAUGUCAUCCAUCGAGAACUCACAAACGCAGCCUCGAAAUCCGUCCCUCUACCUCGAGAACUCUUAACACCGUUGAAUCCACUAGAGGAAUCCAGCGAUGACGAACGUUAUGGCCGAACCCAGAAAUCCGUGCUACGUCCCAAAAUGAACUCAAUCUCUAACAAAGUCACCGGCAAGCGGAACCGCAACGCCUCCACAAACCAACAAACAAUCGAAUCCAAUGACGAAGACGAAGACGAUCUAGAUGACAUGGAUGAAGAUGAAAUCGAAACGCCCAGCAAAACCCGUGGCCAUGAAUUGAUCAGGGAUCCCUUCUCAACCUCAAGACCUCGGACCCGUUCAUUCCUAUCCGCCUCCAGUAGCGUUGGUUCCAGCACUCUCAUGAAGAGCCUAUUCAAAGACAACAUUCCGAAAUCAUCCGCAGCUACAUCUGCGCGUACUGCAAAAUCAAAACCAAAGCCAGAUCCAAUCUCAGUCCCUAUCCCCACCCCUGAGUCCUCGCAAAUACUCGAUGGAUCCGGCGACGAGUCCGACUCUGAUACAUGGGUCUGCCGCAUGCCUGGAUGUGAAAAGGUGAUUACAAACAGCAACAGAGAAGAGCGCAAGAAGGUCAUCGGUGACCAUGCCGGCGAGCACGAAUGGGAAAUGCAGAUGAAGGUUGAAUUAAUGGAGACGGAGAGACGGAUGCAUUCCGCUUUCCCUGUUAGUAAUCUCAUGCAAUACGUCGUCGACCAGCAUGUUCAGCAGAUGCGAACUGCUUUCCCGGAGAUGUAUUCUGCGCCCCAGAACGGUGGCCAAGAAAACGGCUUGGGCCGGGCCCUGGAUGCUCCCUCUAGAAAUGGAGAUUCCACGCCUGAAAGUCAGGAUUCAGAAGAUGAGGAGAUUGAAGAUCUUGUGAAUGGCAAUUCCUGA